AUGGCCACCAUCGGCCAAACGGAGGAGCGCUUCUUCGCCUCCUUGGCUCGCGCGUCCGUGGCGCGCUGCGAACGCUUUGCGGUGGAGGAGAUGCUACUCUUGUGUUCGGCCUUCGACAAGGCUGGCUUGGUGCAUGUCCCCUUGCUGGAAGCAUCUGCAAAGCUGCUUAGACAUCAGGUCUCGCAGGUCCCUGGUGCUGACCUUGCCAAAGGUUUGAAGAGUUUGGCCACCUGCUGUGUGAGAGAUUUGGACCUCGGCAAGGCUGUGGGUGAAUACCUGGCGGAAGGCCCCAAG
Molecule: messenger RNA, 294 nt
Organism: Cladocopium goreaui
Lineage: Eukaryota; Dinophyceae; Suessiales; Symbiodiniaceae
Source: the annotation of a GenBank genome assembly